Molecule: messenger RNA, 396 nt
Organism: Paracoccidioides brasiliensis Pb18
Exons: 1
Coding region: 1-396 (131 amino acids)
Source: RefSeq, a predicted model, not a curated record
AUGUGCGUGAUUACAGGCUCUGCGGCUAAUAUAACCAAACCCAAUCCAAUCCAUUCCACCUAUCAAUCCUCGCAACCUCUUCCCACCGAAGAAGGCUAUAGAGCUGCUCAUGAUAUGGAAAUCAUGUCGAUAUACGGUCUACAGAGUGGACCCCUCCCAACCCCUCUUAAAGCCACACCAAAGCAGCCUAAUGCAGUACUCAUGUUGACUACUUGCUGCUUUUCUACCCUCCUGGUUUGGACUGUUUCUGCGAGCGAGUACUAUCUUCCGAUUUCCCUCCCCCCCGGCCAGACCUCCAGUGCGUCAUCCAGCUCGUUUUGUAUCGUGUCAGCCACUGUAUACACCCUCAGCACCAAGUACAACUCAACCAAGGGACGAGUCGAGGAGGGUUUUUGA